AAGGCGUGCUGUCGGCGCAGGAGCGCGCUCUCGCUCAAUCCCGGAAGAAGACGCACCGGGUGCAGCCGCGUGUUGGGCGCUGGAAAAGCAGCGUUGCUGUUGUUGUUCGGAGUGCGGAGGAUUCGGGGGAAAAAAAGGGAGUGGGGCGCUGCCCUUCUUUGAUCGCAGCCGCUCGGCGCCGAAAGCACUUACGAAGGUGGGACGUUAAGGGGCGACGGGCUCGGAGUCGUGAUGUUGAGCUGUCGCGCCGUGGUGUGUGGACCUAUCGGCCAAGCGGACUGGGUUCGGGACCUUUGAUCGGUGUCGCACGUCCGGCGCGCUGCAGGAUCGUCUGCUUACGUUGUCGUCGCUGUGGAACUGUCGAAACGAAGGGGCGCUGACGGCGGCCGCCACGAACAGAAGGACCGCAGCUAUGAGACCCGGACGCUUGAUGUUCGCUUUCCCGCUGCUACACGUCCUUGCCACGAUGGGACGCUUUGCGGUGACUGCGCAAGACAGCAAGGCGUCGCACGGCCGACCGACGAUCGUGGUCAACCAGGGCCAGCAGACCGAGCUGCCGUGCGAAACGCGCAACCCGACCUUCAACAGCACGCAGCACGCGCUGCGGGUCGAGUGGUUCCACCUGGGACCCCACCGCAGGGCCCAGCACAGCCCGUCGUCUUCGUCGGGCGCAGCCUCGGGCAGCGCCUCCAGCCAGCCCAUCUACACGGUGGACUUCGGGGCCCCCAAGGACUCCGCCGGGAAGCUCACCACCGGAACCAGGGCCAACCUGCUGCAGGUGGUCCGCUGGGCGCGUCCCGAGUGGCAGGGCAGGGCCUACUUUCACAUGGUGGGCUACCCGUUCUCGCUGAAGGUGACGGGACUGCGGUACGAGGACACCGGCGAGUACGUCUGUGUCGUCACUUUCCGGGACGGCACCGGCCGCAACGCCAGCGUGCGCCUACAGGUCGUCGUGCCACCGGAGCUGCCCGUGAUCGUGGACGAAUCGGGACGCAGCCUGCACGGCACCGUGGGACCGUACGACGAAGGCUCGCGCCUGAGCCUCCUCUGCCGGGUCAAAGGAGGGAAGCCGUCCCCGGUGCUUACAUGGAAGCGCAACGGCAACUACUUCCCCACGAAGGCGCUGACUUCAGUGGCCGGAGACGUCAAGCAGUCCAAGCUCACGCUGUCGUCCCUGCAGCGGAGCGACCUCAUGGCCACCUACACAUGCGUCUCCUCCAACAACGUAUCCAGUCCGAUGGAGGUCUCCGUCACGCUAGAACUGAACCUGGCCCCGACGUCGGUGCAGAUCCGCAAGAGUGAGGCUCCCAUCUCGUCGGGCCUCACUGCCGAGAUCCUGUGCGAGGUUUGGGGCUCGCGGCCUCCGCCCGAGAUCACCUGGUGGAAGAGCAGCGAGCAGCUGAAUCAGACCUUCGUGCACGUGUCGCAGGACGGGAACCUGACGACGAGCGUGGUGGCCUUCUCGCCGCAGCGCUCCGACAACGGCCAGAUGCUGGUGUGCCGUGCGCAGAACCCGCGCCUCAGAAACAGCGCCCGCGAGGACCAGUGGGAGCUCAGCGUGCACUACAAACCGAGGGUGCAGCUGCGUCUCGGACACCAGAUGUCGUUCGACAACAUCCGCGAACGGACGGACGUCACCUUCCUGUGCGUCAUCGACGCCAACCCACCGGUGGAGGAGGUCCAGUGGACGUUCAACGGCCGCGAGCUGCGGCCCGCCCCCACGGCCGCAGAUAUGCUUGGCGGAAAGAGGCCCGUGCGCAACAACCUUGUCAUUCGCAACGUCGGCACCGCUCACUCGGGCAACUACUCCUGCUUGGGAGCCAACUCGGAAGGCGUGGGCACGAGCGCUGACGUCAGCAUACACGUCAAACACUCCCCCGUGUGCCGUUCCCACCAGCGAGUGGUGUACACGGCGGCACGCGCCGAGGAGGUCGACGUGUCCUGCGAGGUGGAGGCCCACCCGGCGGCUGUCACUUUCCUCUGGCUCUUCAACUCCAGCCUGCAGAGCCACCAGCUCGACUCGGUCCACUGGAACGGCACCCAGAGCACGGCGCGCUACGCGGCGCAUUCCACCGACGAUUACGGCACGCUCCUGUGCUGGGCCCGCAACGAGGUGGGACGCCAGGAGCAGCCGUGCGUCUUCCUCGUCGUGCCUCAGGGGACCAGAAUCCAGCUAUCCGACGAGACUCUGCUGACGAUGCUGAUAUCGGCAGUCACGGUUCUGUUCCUGCUGCCGCUGUGCAUCAUAAUUGCGCUUCGGCUGCGUAACAAGCGAAAUGACGAGGAAGAGGGCCCGCAGACGCCCAAGAGCAGCAACCACCAGUCGCAGUCGCAGCCGCAGCCGCAGCCGCACCAGCAUUCAUCUUCGAAGUCCGGAAGCGGCAAAGGGGCACACAGCAAUGGCAAGGCGGACGACUACUGGAUCAGCCGCGAGACGACCACGUAGCGGGAGAGCCCGGAGUCACCGUCGCCCGCUGCCGUGGCCUACGCGGCGGCGGCGGCAGCGGCGACUCCUGAACGGGGCGUCGAACAACCGCCCCUGUCCGCACCGCCAUGCUGGUGGUCGGACACGUCGGCGCGCCACGUCGCGCUCACCGCUGCGGUGGCCACACCGGCCCACGCACUUCCUGAGCGAGAAGCCGUGGCGCUGGCCUCCUUCCACGCGGGCCAGCCACCGCCCCAGCGUCGGCUACCGCAGCACCUGCACCUCAUGCCGCAGCUGUCAGCGCACGAGCAGGAGCUGCGUCGGCGGAUCCAGCUGCAGCAGCAGCAACAGGCCGCCUGUGUGAUGUCGGCCCGAGUGGCGGCAACACACGGGGGCGUUGACACCGGUUACGGAGUCUGAGAAACAAAGGUGCCUUAUGCGUCUGUUCUGAAGAAAUACUGCCGCUCAACAAGCUCCAUUUCUGUGUGCACCCUUCCUACUUCAUAGACGAUUCCUUAAACAGUUACCUUUUAAAGCAAAACGCAGUGGAAGCGUCCCGCUAAGAAAAAAAAGAUCUACAAAAUCACAACUAGUAUUGCAUAUCGGAAGACAACAGCACUAAACAAGCAUCUGCGUUCAAGUGUUGGUUUGUGUGAAUGGACAGACAAUUCAAAUAGCCUGCAAUGAGGCCGAGCUUCAAGAGGACUGAAAUCGCUUUGUUGGAGCUGCCUCAAGAGACCUGAAUUGUGCUCUAGGGAAGUGUUGCCAUGGGUGUCGUGUGAAAGAAGGAGAAAGACUGUGAAAAAAAAAAAAACUCGAAACCAAAACCUUCGUAAGGUGCGAGCGCUUUGGUUCCCAAAUCUACCCUUUCUCCCUUUGCGGUGCGCGUUAUGAGACAAAAUGUAGGUAGCAAAACAAAAAAAAUUCCCCAGGGACAUUGUGUCAAACACUGCUUCACGUUUGAAGAGAACAUGUUCACAGAGAACGUGCGUUUGGCCAUUAGGAUUUCCGUGACUUGCGCACCAGCAUUUCCCAUCUCGUCACGUGGCUGGCGUCAACGUACUUUUUCGGUAUUGUGUACAAAUGUUUUCAUGCAUACAUGGACAAAUUUACCGAACUGACUACCGGUGCUGUAUAGACGUAGGUAGAAGCGUUUACCUAUUUUUUUUUGUCUCAAUCGACUAGACUCCAUCAUCUUCGAUAACCCCUAGCUCGCCCAUCACGUGAUCUCUUCCCGUCACCGACACUGCCUGAAGGCAUGGAAAAUGUAUGUUAAUUUGUGCAUGCGGUUGUCCUUCAUUAAAAAAAGAAUCACAAAGGUUCAAAUAAUCCCAGGAAAGUGUCUUUUCAAGUAAUGUAAAGUGUUAUCACGCCUAUACAACUUGC
Dermacentor albipictus is the source of this 3811-nucleotide messenger RNA. Its product is annotated as synaptogenesis protein syg-2-like. The record is from RefSeq and is a predicted model, not a curated record. NCBI's taxonomy places the organism in Eukaryota, Metazoa, Arthropoda, Arachnida, Ixodida, Ixodidae.